Myotis davidii is the source of this 3272-nucleotide messenger RNA. RefSeq names its product RAB3D, member RAS oncogene family (gene RAB3D). Bases 115 to 774 code for a protein of 219 amino acids. Gene Ontology annotation, biological process: protein secretion; protein localization to plasma membrane; regulation of exocytosis. Gene Ontology annotation, cellular component: endosome; synaptic vesicle; plasma membrane. The transcript is spliced from 5 exons. Gene Ontology annotation, molecular function: GTPase activity; GTP binding. The record is from RefSeq and is a predicted model, not a curated record. NCBI's taxonomy places the organism in Eukaryota, Metazoa, Chordata, Mammalia, Chiroptera, Vespertilionidae.
CAGCGAGUUCGGAGGCGGAAACCCCGCGGGCAACGACCCACUCGAGGUGACCCGCUCGGAGGGAGCGCACCCCGCCCCGCACCUCCGCGUCCCAUCAGGAGGCUUUCCCCCAGGAUGGCAUCAGCUGGAGACCCCCCCACCAGCCCUCGUGAUGCAGCAGACCAGAACUUCGACUACAUGUUCAAGCUCCUGCUCAUUGGCAACAGCAGCGUGGGCAAGACGUCCUUCCUGUUCCGCUACGCGGACGACUCCUUCACCCCCGCCUUCGUCAGCACCGUGGGCAUUGACUUCAAGGUCAAGACCGUCUACCGCCACGACAAGAGGAUCAAGCUGCAGAUCUGGGACACGGCAGGGCAGGAACGCUACCGGACGAUCACCACAGCCUACUACCGGGGAGCCAUGGGCUUCCUGCUCAUGUAUGAUGUUGCCAACCAGGAGUCCUUUACCGCCGUGCAGGACUGGGCCACCCAGAUCAAGACCUACUCCUGGGACAAUGCUCAGGUCAUCCUCGUGGGGAACAAGUGUGACCUGGAGGAUGAGCGUGUCGUGCUUGCGGAGGACGGCCAGAGGCUCGCCGAUGACCUUGGUUUCGAGUUCUUCGAGGCCAGUGCCAAGGAGAAUAUCAACGUGAAGCAGGUCUUCGAGCGCCUGGUGGAUGUCAUCUGUGAGAAAAUGAAUGAGUCCCUGGAUCCCAGCUCCAGCCCGGGCAGCAAUGGGAAAGGGCCCGCCUUGGGGGAUGCCCCACCGCCUAGGCCUAGCAGCUGUAGCUGCUAGAGAGGGUACCCCGCCCCCCCCCUCCUGCCUCCGCAGGGAAUGUGACUGAGGCAUGAGCCACAAGGGCUAUUUUCAAGCUCAGGGCGCCCCCUUCCCUCCUGUCAGCUGUCAGCUGCCCCUCACUGCCCGCAUGGCUCGUCUCCUCACUAUAGCCGGCAGCUGCCCAAGCAGCCCCUGUCGCAAGCUCCAGACCCCAGGACUCUGCAUGAGAGGCAGGGUCUGGGGAUGUUGACAUGCACGCGCUUGCUGCCUUCCGGUGUUUCAGUGGGCGCACGUGGGCAGCCUGUGGGGCUUCUACAGUGCCUUCUGGGUUCGAGCCAUGGUCCACAUCUGUUCUGUGCUGGGCCUUGGUUGAAGGGGGUUAGCCUUCUUCCUCCCGCCAUGCGGUUCUCCGAGUUCACCCUUGGAGAUAGGGAAGGAGGCUCCUUGCUCCAGGUCCCCUACUCUGACCCCAGCCUGCCCAUCGAUCUCUGAUCUCAAGGCUCCAAGGUGCGGGGGUGACUUUGGCCAGGGUAGACCCCUCCCUUCUGGCCUGCAGAUCCUCUGUGAGAACAGUAUUAAAGCAGCUUUACCUGUUGGGAAGGGAUAGGGGGUCAGAACCCCCUGGGUUCGGGGACCCCGAAGUGCCUUCUGAGUUUCCCCACAAUUUCGCAUCACCACGACCCUGCCACUGUUGGCUGAUCCAUGGUGCCCCUGAUCCGGGAUUGAAUUCUGGAAUGAGGCACUGUGUUAGGCCAGGCAGAGAAUCGCCAACCCCCUGGCCUUACCGGUUGGGGCUUUUUGCCAGGAGUUAACCUCAGAGCCAGGAGCCCCGGCCCUCCUGCCCAAACCUGCCUCCGUGGGCCCAUUGGGUGAUGUUUUAAGCAAAGUCUUUCCACAUCUCACAUCCGGCUAGACUAGAGAAGGAAAUUGAGCAAUGUCCCCAUGGCCCUCCCUUGCUGGUGACUUUCUGCUGUAAGGACUUGGGCUUCUUUCACCUGAGCACGGGGGAAGACCCAGGGUCCGCGUCCUGAGCCAUGUCAUCGGUGGGGCCCAGAGAUGGACCUGUUUUUGCUAACAGAGGAGUCACUCUCAGGAAUGUUUGGGGUUUGGGCUGGAAGAGGGAGAGGGUAGGGUUGUGUAACUGCUACUGCCUCUUGCGCUUCAUGAUAUAGCCUGGGAGUGGCAGGCUGGUGGGGGAUGGGCUGGGGUCAGUCUCCCUGGGUGAGGCUUGGGUUUCCAGCUGCCCCGGGCUCCUGCCGUGGGAGGUUAUGUGCAGUUUGGGGAUCUACCCUCUUCACAUGCACCCCGUACAGCUCAGUGGCCCUUUCUGCCCUGGAAUACCAACCGACACCCCAUAACUUGAUAGACACUGUGAGGACAGCCUGUAGCCUUAAAGGUCUCCAUCUCCUCCGCUGCGGAAUGGGGAAGGCCUGGUUCAAGUUUAAGAUUCGCUGCCGCCUUUCUGGAAACUCUAGAUAGAACCCGUUUCUAGAGGACCCUACGUGCCCCGUACCAGGGUCUCCCCGGAGACUUUCAGAGUCAGGAUAUCUUUGUACACCAACAAGUGAAAUGACUGGUGAAAGGACCAAGUUUUGGGAGAUACACAAAGAUCUGAAAUCAGAAAUGUUCAUUGCUUUAACAUAAAAGUGCCAUUAAAUUAGAAGUCUUCUGAAGUUGCACCACGGGCUGUCAAGAUGUCACUGGCCAGUCCAUUCUCGCUGAGCUGCUGCCAGAAAAAACGGUGGGUCAAGAGGGACCAGCCUAUUGCCGCAGCCCCUGUGACGCAGCGAUGGCCGCAUCGUCUAAGCUUUCUGUGUGCACAGAGUUUUCCAACCGUUCAGCUUCAAGUAACAACCGAGACAGCUGCCGCCGGGCUCUCUCAAGACUGGGAGCAGAAUAUGUAUUUUUGUUUCUGCUAAAAAUAAUGCGAGUUUUUAUUUCAUGACGUUUGGGGGGCAGUGUUCGCUCAAGAUAGUCUCUGGGGAACAGAAAUUGAUGUUCUCCCGGGUCCCUGAGGGGAGGGAGGCUUGUUGAGUUUACAAACAAAAAUAUACCAAAAGCUGUGGGAAAACCACCUCCCAGCUGCAGGGAGCCGGCCGGGAGCCCUCGCCUGAGGCUGGGUCCUGCCUGGGUGCUGUCCCUUCUUACCGUUUGCUUUUAGCAACUUGUCUUUCCACAGGCAGUUCGGUGGGACACUGCCACGAUUGCUGUGGUUUGGGGUUCUGCUUUCUUUCUUUUUUUUCCUGGCUUCUCUGGGGGUCAUAUUCUUGUGUCAUUCUCUCCAACUAAACUUAGAAAAACAAGCAAAGGGUGAAAUUUGGUCUCCGUGUGGAAGCGCUAAUUCUGCUAACUGGCUUCUUCUCCCCCAUAAUCCCAAAACACUACGGAGAGAGCCCCCGGCCUGCUCAUUUCUGCCCUGGAUGUGGCUCUCCUGCGUAAGCGAUUCUUUGAUGACCAUUGGAAAGACGUUGCACUUUUCUCCACACGAAAAAACAAUUAAAGCCAUUGUGCCCAGA